UCGUAAUAGUGACUAGGGCCUGAUGCCACAUCUAGGGACUGAUGAUCAUACUGUGUGAUGCAUAGUUUUAAUCAUAAUACCAAUGUAUUUGUUGUAGAAUAUGGCGCCUAUAAAGAAAAAAACAUUGUCUAAAGAGGACAUUGCAAAAAAAAAGUCUGAACAGGCAAAGAGGCGAUUGGAAAAAAUUAAAAAUGAUCCUUUUUUGCUGGCGGAGUACAAAGAAAAGGAACGACUAAAAUAUCUAAAGAAAAAGGAAAAAGGACAACGGAAGUGUGUAAAAGACAUGACUCCCCGUGAGCACAGAAAGGCAAGAAAAUAUUGGGUAGCCUAUUCAUCUGAUUAUAGAAAAAAACAAAAGAUUCGUGACAAUACAGAUAAAUACGUGGACCAAAAUACGCCGCCAUCAUCGGAAGAUGAAAUUAUUCCUUUAUUAAAUAAUGAAAGAGAAGCUGAAGCUAGAAGGAGGAGUAUAGUUCAACGGAGAAAAAGAAAUAGUAUGUUGAAGAGGAAGGACUUACUCAUUGGAAAUUUAAAGAAGAAACUUGCCAGCGAACAACAAAGAAACAGAAGACUGAAAUAUAGAAUGAUACAAAAGAAGCAAGCACUGACACCAGAAAAGUCACUUACAGAAAAGGAUGCAGGAAUUCACAUGGACUUCUCAGAAAACUACACAACUAAAUGCAACCAAGAAAUUCAGUCGUAUCAUUUUGGCGGCUCCAGGACUCAAAAUUCUUUGCAUACAGUGGUGGUUUACACAAAGGAUAAAGUAACAUCCCAUUGCACUGUGUCUUUAAAUUUAUCAAACAAAGCUGGAGCCACUUGGGCACAUUUAUCCUCUUAG
Acanthoscelides obtectus is the source of this 841-nucleotide messenger RNA. Lineage: Eukaryota; Metazoa; Arthropoda; Insecta; Coleoptera; Chrysomelidae. The record is from the annotation of a GenBank genome assembly.